UCGGGGCCUCGCGCGGAGUCGCCUGCGUGAAGUGUCACGAUGUCUGACUGGAAGGCCGUGAUCAAGAAUGCAGACAUGUCUGAGGACAUGCAACAAGAUGCCGUUGACUGCGCCACGCAGGCUAUGGAGAAGUACAACAUAGAGAAGGACAUUGCUGCCUAUAUCAAGAAGGAAUUUGACAAGAAAUACAACCCUACCUGGCAUUGUAUUGUGGGCCAAAAUUUUGGCAGCUACGUUACACACGAGACAAAGCACUUCAUCUAUUUUUACUUGGGUCAAGUUGCAAUCCUCCUCUUCAAGUUAGGCUAGGUGGCUGCAGAGAAGGUGUCAGUGGUGGUGGCGAUGGCAAGCAGAUGGCGUUGCUGGGACUAUUUUGCACUGGGGCCAGCAUCAGGAUGUCCUCUCCAAUGGCUGUGCUACUGCAUGGACUGUAUACUCGAUUUCAUGUGUAUGUCGCAGUAAACAAAACCAAACUUCUUUCUGUUUAGUUGCCUGGGGAAGAAGGCUGCUUUACAUUUAUUUUCAAAACUUAAAA
Molecule: messenger RNA, 535 nt
Organism: Myotis myotis
Lineage: Eukaryota; Metazoa; Chordata; Mammalia; Chiroptera; Vespertilionidae
Product: dynein light chain 2, cytoplasmic-like
Exons: 1
Coding region: 40-309 (89 amino acids)
Biological process (GO): cilium assembly; microtubule-based process
Cellular component (GO): cytoplasmic dynein complex
Molecular function (GO): dynein intermediate chain binding; dynein light intermediate chain binding
Source: RefSeq, a predicted model, not a curated record